AUGUGGAAUGUUUUUUUAAUAAUAAAAAAUUAUGCUAAGUAUUUUAACUUCAUACUAAUAAAAUUAACAAUAUAUCCUAUAAUUAUUCUACAAGUUAAUAAAAUAAAAUAA
Messenger RNA from Spirodela intermedia, 111 nucleotides. The record is from the annotation of a GenBank genome assembly. Lineage: Eukaryota; Viridiplantae; Streptophyta; Magnoliopsida; Alismatales; Araceae.